AUGUCUACAAAGGCCAACAUUCAAGUUACGGCGGCCACACAUUUCACCAUUAAGCUCAACCCUAAUAACUACCCCGUAUGGAAGAAGCAGGUGGAAUCCACCCUUAUCAGCCUUGAAUACGACGGUCACAUCACCUCGGGACCUCCUCCGACGACACUCAUUGACGAAGAAGGAAAAACCAGCACAAAUCCUGAAUACCGGCCAUGGUUCUGUAGAGAUCAGAUGAUUCUCAGCGCAAUGCUAGGCAGCUGCUCGGAUGCAAUUCAGCCCCUAAUCUCUUCCGCCAACACCGCCAAGGAAGCUUGGACGAGACUACAAUCCAGCUAUGCAUCUACUUCCAGGUCACGAAUUAUCUCACUUAAAACCAAACUCGUUAAGAAUCCUAGAGGUUCUCGUUCCAUCACUGAAUAUUUACAAGAUAUGAGGGCAAUUUCUGACAACCUUGCUCUUGCCCAAAGUCCCAUCUCAGAAGAGGAUCUUAUGAUCCACAUCCUAACUCAAUUAGGAGAUGAAUACAAUGCUAUCACUGCAGCCCUUAGAGUUUCUGGUACAACCUUAUCAUAUUCAGAAAUCUUUGACAAACUCACGGAUUUCGAAAGAAGCCUAAAAGAGACAUCAGCCUCUCUCGACACAGUCCCAACCACAGUCAACUACACCUCACGAAACCAAGGCUACCAACACAGAUCAAACACCAAUCAAAACUACAACCGAAGCAAUAGAUCUUCAUCUUCCUAUCAGUCUCGUGGCAAUCAAUCUCAGUGGAACCAAAACACAAACAAUAGCAGGCCCACAAACCGAAACAAUCAGUUUUGCCAAUACUGCAACAUUCCGGGCCAUCUCACCAAAGAAUGCCGCAAGCUAGCACGUUUUCUCAAUGAGAACAACAUCCACAUUGAUGCCACGAAAACUCAAAACCCCACAGCUCAUGUCACAACCUCGACUCCAGCCUCUACCCAAUGGAUUUUCGACACAGGAGCAUCCAACCAUGUGGCGUCUGAUCGCAGCUCACUUCAUCAGCUGGCGCAAUCGAGCUCGCGAUUCCUCUUUAAAUGUUUAACGAUUGAGAAAAAAAAAACAACUUAA
Molecule: messenger RNA, 1083 nt
Organism: Lactuca saligna
Lineage: Eukaryota; Viridiplantae; Streptophyta; Magnoliopsida; Asterales; Asteraceae
Source: the annotation of a GenBank genome assembly